UGGUGUUUGCUUUGCUAGCAUGCUUGCAAGGACGGGACAGCAAAACGAGAUAAGGAAACAUUUAUCCAUCAACAUUAAUUUACAUUUCACUACGGAUACGUAGAGUUUGUGACCAUGUCAGACAGGAAGCGAUCUAGAGAGGAAAGAGACAGGAGAGAACAUAAAAGACACAAGGACGACAAGCACGAAGAGGAGAAACUCAGAAGACAUACAAAAAAACUUAACCUCGAAGUGAAGAAAAUCAAGCAUGUGGAGACUUUCUACGAAAACCCACCUCCCGGAUUCAUAAAGGAACAUGACGAGCGGCCCGAAGACUGCAUCCCCGACGAAGAUUGCAACCAGCAGGCACGAGAGUUCCUGGCCAGUGCUCCCACCAAGGGCCUGUGGAUGCCACUGGGGAAGGAGGUGAAAGUCAUGCAGUGCUGGAGAUGCAAGCGCUAUGGCCACAGGACAGGGGACAAAGAGUGUCCCUUCUUCAUCAAGGGAAACCAGAAACUGGAGCAGUUCAGGGUGGCCCACGAGGACCCCAUGUAUGACCUGAUCAGAGAGAAUAAACGCAACGAAAAGGAAAUGCGCAUCCAACAGCUCAAGCAGCUGUUACAGGACAGCACGUCUGACGACUCCGAUUCCAGCUCCUCUUCCUCAUCAUCAUCAUCAUCAUCAUCCUCUUCCUCCUCCUCCAGCCACAGUCACAGAAAGAGCAAGAAGAAGACGAAGGCCAAGGAGAAAGAGCGGGAGAGGGAGAGGGAGAAAAAGAAACGCGAGGAGAAGAAGAAAGGCAAACAAAAGAAGAAGAAUAAGAAGAGCGGUUCACACAAGCACAAGGCUAAGGCGAGCCGGACUGACUCAGACUGAGUGUGUGAACAGAGACACUCAACGAAACAGAAAAGGGCUGAAUGAGAAUGAGAAUUGGCCCUGGGGUGGGUGUGGAGAGACAACAGAGACCCCAGACACACAACAGAGAGAGAGAGAGAGACGGAGAGAUGAAGACACUUUGAGAAAGGGAUGGAGGCUUGAAACCCAAGAAGAAUAGUGGGUGGGUGGGCGAGCGAGAGGACAACAGGGAUUGUUUGGGGGGGAUUGUGUGUAUGUGUGUGUGUGUGUGUGUGUGUGUGUGUGUGUGUUUGUGCGUGUGUGUGUGGACGCACUAGGCCCGAAGUGUGUGUGUGUGCGGAGAGGCAAUGGGGAGUGUUAUGGGGGGUGGGUGCACAAGGCAGCUGCAAAGGGAGCUGACCUUUUAUGACUCCAGCCAGCAACCCCCCACACCCCUGACGACCCCCACGCCCUCACCCCUCUUUACCCUGGGGCCCUUCUCCUCCUCCUCCUCCUCCCAAACCACCUCCUCCUCCCCCCAAACCAUCUCCUCAUCAUCCUCCUCCUCCUCCUCCUCCCAAACCACCUCCUCCUCCUCAUCCCAAACCAUCUCCUCCUCCUCCUCCCCCCAAACCAUCUUCUCAUCAUCCUCCUCCUCCUCCUCCUCUUCCUCCUCCUCCCCCCAAACCAUCUCCUCAUCCUCCUCCUCCUCCUCCCAAACCACCUCCUCCUCCCCCCCAAACCAUCUCCUCAUCAUCAUCCUCCUCCUCCUCCUCCUCCUCCUCCUCCCAAACCAUCUCCUCCUCCUCCUCCUACUCCUCCUCCUGGCUUGGAGGUGAUGAAUAAUGCAUGCCCCUGUCUCCGCCUUCUACAGCAUAGCGGCUGGUGAGUGUUGCUGAGCUUGUUAUUAGACUUCUGCAUUUUAGACGUCACGUCAGGCAGACUCAUAAUAUAAGCUGCUGCUGCUGCCACUGCUACUGCUGUAAUAUCUGGAUGCCUGUAUUGCUGCAGCACAUUUUCAAAAUAAGAGACUGCGUGCACAUACUGUGUAAUAAAACACUGUAUCCAAGUUGCGGUCUCUUUGUUUUUUUGAAUAUAUAUAUAUAUAUUUUUUUGUUGUUGACCAUUUGUGUCGACACCCUUGUAACCUCCUCGAAUAAGAGUGAAACUCUCAGCUGUAAAAAAAUGACUCACCAAGGCCAGGUGCCGUGCACGGCAAAUCAAAUGUCCUCUUGAGAGAGAGAAAACGUGGAAGUCUGCACACACUGAAGUUCCACAACAAGGUUGAUUCGGUAACGCGCAAUGUUUUGAAAUGUUGUGAGUUUUAAUCCAAUAAGACCGACUGCAACAUCUGUGCAACACAAUCUACAAUUUGUUUUAGACCCCUUAGGUCUUACUAAACCAUGUCAUCAUACAGUUUCAGUGUUGGGAAGGAUUUCAUUUUUUUGCCUCAAGGGUCUGCACGGCAAUAAGAGUGUGUGACACCUCAGAUGCAGAGAUGAGGAUACCUAUAGAAGUCAGUGGAGGAUACUGUUGGAAUUGGAAGUAUCCCAACCGGGAUAGUAACGGAAACCUUUCUGUUUUUCAGUUCUUCAGAGACUAUUUAUUCAAACAAAGUGCUGUAAUAUUUAGAGUUGGUUACUGCAAUGCAGUAGCCCCCCUCUCUUUUCCAUAUUGCUUCAAUUUUUCCCACACCGUCCCCCUAUGCAGAGGCGCAUCUUGUCACCAGGCUAGCCAGGCAGCCGCUUGGGGCCCCUAAGCACCUAGAUAGUGAAUAACAGCUCACACUUAACUGCAGUAGUGGCGAGUUUGGUCCAAAUAUUAAUUCAAUUGCAUUCUCGCUUGGGGCCCCAUCUAACCCUAGAAUCGCUUCUGCCCUUAUGAACUAUUUUGUACCCGCACUGUAAGAAAGGGGAAAGGGAUAUGAAUUGCUGUCAAGCCGAUUGAGCGAAUGACUGAACUGAACAAUUGAGUGAAUGACUAAAUAAAUAAACAAAUUGAAAAUGA
Messenger RNA from Engraulis encrasicolus (European anchovy), 2820 nucleotides. It is a transcript of the gene rp9, whose product is annotated as RP9 pre-mRNA splicing factor. The coding region runs from base 115 to 855 and encodes 246 amino acids. Gene Ontology annotation, biological process: RNA splicing. The record is from RefSeq and is a predicted model, not a curated record. Lineage: Eukaryota; Metazoa; Chordata; Actinopteri; Clupeiformes; Engraulidae. The transcript has 6 exons.